Molecule: messenger RNA, 501 nt
Organism: Histoplasma mississippiense
Lineage: Eukaryota; Fungi; Ascomycota; Eurotiomycetes; Onygenales; Ajellomycetaceae
Exons: 4
Coding region: 1-501 (166 amino acids)
Source: RefSeq, a predicted model, not a curated record
AUGGCGUCAGCUGAUAGUCCCCGCGACGGGCUUCGUAGCACCAUCAUCAUCAGUUCAGAUGCGGAGAUGGAUGAACACCAGCCCCAGGCACGAAAGCUGCGAAGAAAGAGACCCCGCACAGACUACAGCUAUCCGGUGUAUGAGGCUCUAUUUGAUGACCCAGCGCCCUCCGAAAUGAGGCAGCCACCGAAAAAACGUAAAAUUCCCAACUUACCCAACUUGGGCACGGUUUUGGAAACCGCGAACCAGGGAAUUCAUAACAUUUUCGAGGCGGAGCAUGCGAAGAGAAAAGCGCUGGAAGAAGAAGUGCAGCACCUGCGUGCAGAAAUCACUAGGAAGAAUGGGCUGGUCGACAGACUCGAGACUGAAGAACUCCUCCAGUACCGGGGCACCAAUGCCUCCUUGAAACCACAUACUCAAAGCUGUAACUGGGACACGUCUAAGUCUUCUCCAGACAUCUCUACAUCUUCUACUGGUUUAGCGGAGGGCCGACCAAGAUGA